Messenger RNA from Achroia grisella, 3717 nucleotides. RefSeq lists its product as uncharacterized. The record is from RefSeq and is a predicted model, not a curated record. Bases 146 to 3637 code for a protein of 1163 amino acids. Lineage: Eukaryota; Metazoa; Arthropoda; Insecta; Lepidoptera; Pyralidae. The transcript is spliced from 2 exons.
UUCUAGUGACUGAGUAGGUACUUUUAUUAUAUUUGCGUUACUAUAGUAUUAAUCACAUAGAGUAUUGUUAUAUUGUGUUAUCAUUGUUACAUUUUUUAUUUUAACAGAAGAUGUAUACAAUAAUUUUGUAAUAUCAUGUACGUGAAUGAUAUUCGCAUGGAUUUUUCAAAUUUACACUAAAUGUAUAGAUAUCUGGAUAUAUCAGUUGGUGAAGAUGACACCAUUCCAAUUGCAUGGACAUACUCUUGGAGAAAGACAUAGAAACUAUAAUGCACACUUCAAAAAUAUUAUUGAAGAAAACUGUGGUUCUCCACUUGAAAAAAUCAACAAUGAUGACAUCGACAUCAACAAUUUUCUUAAAAUAGACCUUGCUUGUCAUAACAGAAAUGUAAACUAUGUCCUUGAUAUUUAUAAAUGCGAAGAUACGCUAUAUGUGUCUAGAGCGAUAAAGCGAAGCACUUGGUUAAUCAAAGACAAUCAAUAUGAAAACAUCAUUAAUCCCGACUACUUGCACACGCAACUAUUUCCGCAUAUGACGUCUAAAGCGAAAUGUAAAUUAUUAUUGUCUAUCAGACUUAACUUAAGAGGAGAAAGUAGAGUAGAGACUUUUUUUAAUUACAUUAAAAAAGACAGUAUAUAUAAUGCUCUAAAAUGGUUGCCGCACUGCUCUGCGCCUUUUAUAGAAAAAGUAUUAGAUGAUCAUUCCGAUAUAAUUAAUCCCUCAUUAAUAAAAAGGCUUUGUGAGAAAUCUUUUAAAUAUUUAGGUAUGAUAAUAUUAAAAUUUUAUUGGAAUUCGAUAAGAAAUUUAGAGUACGACUUAGAAGCCACAAAAUUACUAAUGCAUACUGACCCUGAAAAGUAUAUGGACAUAAUACUAAACGUUCGAAAUUUUUUCAUUCCGAAACUUGGAGCUAGAGCUACGAAAACAGCAAUGAAAUACUGUCCUGAAAAAGUAUCGAAUUCAUUUCAUAAGCUUUCUCGUUACAUUCAUGUCCCGACAUUUAUAAAAUAUUACAAACACAAAGAAUUAAAAGAUUUUCUCAUAGAGCAAUUAAAAAAUGAACCUUUUAGAAAAAAACUAAUUUAUUACAUCUCAAUAUUUAAAAAGUAUUUGCCAUUAGAACACCGUAUCCAAAUAGUAGAAAUCUUCACAACAUUUCAAAAGCAACCCUUAUCGGUUAAAAAUAUUACAGAAUAUGAUAUGGAUGAGCUGUUAUGUAAAUGUGUUGAAGCCAGUAUCUCUCCAUUAGCUAAUAUAGUGCCAGGUGUCGGUUACAAAUGGUACACUUUGCUACCCUUUGAAAUCGCUUUUCCAAAAGUAAAAAGUAUUAUUCACACAGAAUCACUAGGGCGUUCUAGGAAUAAUUUACUAAAAAUAUUAAUAUGCUGUGCGGGGAACAAUUUGAAAAAUAUUGAAUCGGUGUUAGAAUACUAUAGUGAUAAGCAUAUAAAUGAAGCAUUGGUAUUCAAAAUUCACUUUCUGAAUAAUAUAAUUUCACUGACGACAUGUACGCAUAAAUUAAGUAGUAAAUCCUGGAAAAUUCUAAAUAAUCUAUUUUACAGUGUAGGUAUAUAUGAAGAUUCAGACGAAACUCUUCAGAAUUGUGUUGAUUGCGUUCUCGUGUACAAUAUACUUCAUGGUAUUACUGUGCCUGAAAUAAUCAAAAGAAACAUAAAUAUGUGUUCGAUAAGUAUUUACAAAAACAAAUUAAAUAAGUCAGAACAAGAAACUAUUUUCGACUUUUUGUACAACUAUCUUUUAGUACAAUUACAAAAACGAGACAUUACAAAUGAAAUUCAAUUUCAUAAUAGUGUUCAAAUAUUAGAAUCUAUUCUGAAUUUAUUAAACGACUGGGAUAAAGAACUGUCUCACUAUACAAUUUUAUUAGAAAAAAUAAAGGAAUAUAUUAAAAUUAAUAAAUCAGAGUCAUGGAAUUAUAAUCUAUCAAAUUUAUAUAACAUAAAAAAAUCAUGGAAAAAGUAUAUGUUUGAAGAAUCGUUUGAUUUAUGCCCUUCGGAUGAACUAUGCGUGUAUGUACUAAAGCAUGAUCCAACUUUUCUAGACCGACACAGGUGGGGAAUAUUAGCAUUAUUAUUCGAUGACAAUUAUAAUAAAUUGAACUCCUUAAAACGUACUCUUCAAAAAUUACGGACCUACUGGCCUUUAUCAUUAGGGCCAGAAUGGGCCGAAUCAUUGCAGGGGCGGUUUAACACACCCUACGCACACAAAGCUGUAAAAGGACUAUGCGUUCUUUUAUCGUCAGAUCAACUUAUUCAAUUCAUUAAUAAAUACAUACCAGUUGAAUCCAAAAUUAAUGUAGACGAAACCAUUAAUUCAACAUUGUGCCUACAAAAGCAAAUUGCUAUGAAUAUGUAUAUAUCCAGGCCACCACUUUCACUUGAAAUUAUCUUAUGGUACAGUAAAGGUGAUUAUGUACACUAUGCCCGACCUUCACUGGAUGCAAUGUUAAGUAAUAUGAGUCCAGUUAAAAGUAAAGAAAUUAUAUCAAUAUUGUUAAAAAGUACUCGAGUAUCAUUGCAGAAGUAUGGUAUUAAGCUCGCAGCAGAUAAACUAAAUAGCGAGGAUGUUAAACCUCUAAUGUACAAUACGUGGAUUUGCACCAAUAAUAUGUCUGUACGUAACUUUAUCUUCAAAAAAGUAUUUAAUGUAUUAAUAAAAGAAAAGGACAUAGAAAUGUGGAAACUAUUGAGCUAUUUUAUUGAUGAUUUAUCAAAAUCAAAUAUUGGCAGUUCCACUAUAUCCUAUACCUUAAAAAAAUGUUACUUAGUUCCUAUUGAUAUAAAAGUUAAUUUUUAUAUGAAGAGCUAUGUAUAUAUGUCGUCUUUACCAUUUGAUCUCAUAGGCGUGAAAAAUUUAGAAUUGCUGAAAUCGCAUAUAAAUCAAAUUAUAUCAUUGCAUUUAUUAUGCGCAAAAGAUGAGGAAGCACAAAUGCAAGCAUACAAAAAUGUUUUAAUCCCUAUCAUGGAUAAUUAUAAUCUGAAUGAAUUAACCAACUGCAUCAUCGGGGAUUUACAUAAGUACAUCGGAAUUAGUAGUACAAUACCAUUUAAAAUAUUUGUAGCUAUACAGAGCGAACUGGAAAACAAGUUAUCUGUAGACAAAAACUAUAUCUUACUAACGAAAUGGAACUUGACAACAGGUUUUCUUAAAACAUUGGCUGACUACGUAUACAAUACAGUUGACGACAAUGUAACGACGUCCGAUCCAAACAAACAUUUGAUACAAGCCUCUCUGGUCGAUAUAUUCAAUAGUUCAGAGAAGAAAAAUAAAUGGAAAGAUAUAUGUGAAAUCAUGAUACCUCUCUUCAAAGAUAUAAUAGAGCAAUAUUUGAAACAACAAAUUGAAAAGUAUUCGCCCAGCAUAUAUACAUUGUUUUCAAGUGCCCUGAAUAGUACAAUUGAAACAUUACGAUUUGAACGUCGCACGCUGUUAUUAAAAAACUUGUUAUUGAACGAGAACACGUUUAUGAACUUGGUGGUGCUACAAAUGAUUACUAUAAUUGAUGAGACGAGUGAGUGUCAAGAAGAUACUGAAAUACGUGAAAAAAUUUUAUCUCAAUUACCACCCGAACAAAAAGUUUACUAUUACAAUAAAUUUAAGCAUAAUAAGAAAUAAGUUAACCCAACAUUUUUUGAUGAUUUUGAUAUUGUAUUUACUUAUGUAGUUAGCAAGUUGAAAUCAACAUUUACCUAGCA